This is a messenger RNA of Zootermopsis nevadensis, 5945 nucleotides long. RefSeq names its product sushi, von Willebrand factor type A, EGF and pentraxin domain-containing protein 1-like. The record is from RefSeq and is a predicted model, not a curated record. Gene Ontology annotation, molecular function: calcium ion binding. NCBI's taxonomy places the organism in Eukaryota, Metazoa, Arthropoda, Insecta, Blattodea, Termopsidae.
AUGCCGCGUGUGGAGUGCGGGUCCAGUAUUCGCCUCUGUCAAGAUGAUGGGACAUGGUCUGGACAGGAGACUGAAUGUGCUGUGAAGACUUGUCCGGCUCCCAAGGCACCUAAAAAUGGUGCUGUGGUUUGUUCCAAUGAUGACCAUGUUAUUGACACUGAAUGUGAGUUCUCCUGUAUGCCUGGUCACACCCUCGUGGGUUCUAGACAUCGGACGUGCUUGCCCCUUGCACGGUGGGAUGGUCUGCACACAACCUGCAAACCACUAUUUUGCCCUCCACUGCCGAAAGUCCCUCAUGGCCAGUACACACCAGCUGGGUGUGCAACUAAGAAGCAGGUUUAUGGUACCAGGUGCAAUAUCUCGUGUACAGCUGGGUUCCAGCUGAAGGGCCCCAGGUCUCGGGUCUGCGGCGGAGUGGGCAAGUGGACAGGUCAAGAUAUUAACACUUGUGUAGAUGUUACGCCACCAACAAUUCAGUGUCCGGAGGAUAUAGUCAUGGGGACAGAUCCUGAUGAAGAUUAUGCAACUGUCAGCUGGACAGUCCCAGUUGCGGCUGAUAAUGAUGGCCAUCCUCCAACUGUGUGGACUCGACCGGCUGCUCGGCAGCCAAUGAGAGUUAAGAUCGGCAUCAUAACUAUCACCUACGUGGCUUCUGAUGCCACUCGCCAUAAAGCCAAAUGCAAUUUUACCAUCAAAGUUGAAGAUAGAGAAUCACCAUUUGUUGAUCGCUGUGAAUCUCCGCCAACUUUCCUUUUAGAUUCUGGGGAUAAUGCAAGUCUACUCUGGGAUCCUCCACUUUUCCAUGACAAUUCUGGAAAACCUGUUAAGGUGUCUCGCUCUCCAGAUACAGACAUGUUUCCAUAUGGGACAACUGAAGUUACAUACACUGCCUUGGAUAUAUAUGGAAAUAAUGCAACCUGUGUUAUCAGCAUAAGUGUUGAAGAGAAUGUGUGUCAAGAACCAUUGGAUCCCAUUAAUGGGCAUGUGAACUGUACAUCAAAUAUUGACUCUCUGCACUGUACCUUGACAUGUGAAGAGGGAUAUGCUUUUGCUGUCCAACCCCAUGAUUACUUUUGUACUUACGACAGUGAUGGGAGCAUGCUGGCUCCUGACGGCAUUAUUGAUCCCUUUCCUGACUGUUCACUAACAGUCCUGCCAACCUCUAUAUCCCAAGAUGGAGCUAUAGCAGUUGAAGGUGACAGUACCAUUUGUGAGGAUCCAACAUUUUUGAGUCAGGUUGAGAGUCAUGUGAGAGAUAAAAUAACGCAACAGUUAGCUGAAAUCUGCGGUGAUACCCUGUCGUGUCAUGUGGAGGAUAUGGCUACAGUAUGUGACCAAAUUCUGUCAGGCCUAGAGGAAGAAUCAAAUAUAGUGACUAGAAAGAGACGGCACAAUAGCAUACCAAGAAAUGUUGGAACUGUGUCUAAUGGAGCAAUCAGAAUGAUGAACGUAACAAAGAGAUUUUCUAGCCAAAGUAUAACCAUGAAUGAGACACUGAAUGCCAUAGACUCAACAUACCUGAACGUACAUGGGAAGAAAGCUGUUGAGAAGACCCAAGGGAACAAGAUUGAACUUCAGUUUCAUAUGAUAGGUCAUGUCAAAGGUAUGCAGAAUCAAACAAAUCUACAAAUUCUGCAAUCUGGAAUGAAUCGAGCGAAGGAUUCCCUCCACCAUUCAGUAAGGAAGGGAACCGUGCUGAACUUCCCACAUCGCAAGAAACCGCUAAAAAUCAAACAUGUUGAGUUCAAGGAUACAUCAAAGUUCAUUUGUGCGCCUGGCUCCGUAUUUAAAGGCAGCACAUGUGUGAAGUGUCCAGUGGGAACAUACUGUAACAUGACCAUUAGUUCAUGUCAGUCAUGUCCAAUCGGUCAUUAUCAACCUCUGGAGGGAAGCAUUAUCUGUCUCUCUUGUCCGCCAGGAACAUCAACAAGAAGGACACAUGCAAAGAAUGUACAUGAAUGUCGACCUCUUUGCCCUCCGGGUUGUUUUGGCCGGAAACGUAAACACUGGAAGAGUUCUACAGUACCUGGCUUGACACCCUGCACGACGUGUGACUACGGAAGCUACCAGCCCAAACCUGGCCAAACAGAAUGUUCACACUGUCCGGGCAACUGGACAACUCUUAAGAGGGGUUCUGUUGAUCUUGGUGAUUGUAAAGCCUUCUGCCCACCAGGGGAGAUAUCUCAGUCAGGAUUAGUUCCGUGCCUGAAAUGUCCUCCAGGUUAUAAUCAAACUCUGGAAGGACAGAAUUUCUGCUACAAUGAAAAUGGAGAACAGGUUGGAGUCGAGUGCCUCUUGCAGCCCUGUCUUAAUGGAGGAUCAUGUCACAGUUUGGGGUCAGGUGUUUUCACCUGUGAAUGUAGCCCAAGCUUUAUAGGAUCAUAUUGUGAGUUACAAGUGAAGAACUGUGACUCUAGCCCUUGUCUGCAUGGUGCUUCCUGUAUGGACACUGAGCCAUCCCAGUAUAACUGUUCUUGUCUGCCUGGAUACUCUGGUCUUAAUUGUGAGGUAGAAAUUAAUGAAUGCAUUUCUAAUCCUUGUUUGAAUGGUGCAGUAUGUGUUGAUGGUAUCAACAGCUUUACAUGCCUUUGCGUGGAUGGAUUUCAAGGGCUGUUGUGUGAGGAAAAUAUUAAUGAAUGCGUAGCACUUCCUUGUCUACACAAUGCCACUUGUAUUGACGGCAUUGCCAGUUACAGCUGCCAGUGUCUUCAGGGUUAUUCUGGCAGAUUUUGCGAAGUAGAACCAUUUGAUUCUUGCUUGAGUGAACCGUGCUAUAGUGCUGCUACUUGUGUUGUUAGCGGCCUUAAUUACAGCUGUGAAUGUCCUGACGGAUUUGAAGGAAGAAACUGCGAAAUAAAUACAGAUGACUGUUACAGCAGGCCAUGCACCAAUAAUGGAACAUGUAUUGAUUUGGUAGCAGGAUACAAAUGUAAAUGUACAACAUUGUACACUGGAAAUCACUGUGAAUCGAAACUUCCUUCGGAAUAUUUCCUCCGUUUUCCAUCAUCUGGAACGACGGACUAUGUGCUUCUGACUGGUCCACAUUCACCACUCAGUGAGGUUUCUGUGUGUUUGUGGCUGAAAUCUACUGACAGUUUCAACUAUGGCACUGUCUUCUCUUACGCAACAAAUACUUCAGACAACAGUUUCACACUUACUGACUACAAUGGUUUCGUCUUGUAUGUGAAUGGUGAACGGAUUGUGACGGACAUUACAGCAAAUGAUGGAUCCUGGCAUUCCAUAUGUGUCAUGUGGCAUUCUUUAAAUGGGGAAUGGAGCAUCUAUAUUGAUGGGAAACUUGGUGAUAAUGGAACGGGCCUUGCAAAUGGAACAUUCAUUGCAGGCGAUGGAAUUAUGGUUCUGGGUCAGGAGCAGGAUCUGAUGGGCAGUGGUUUUAGUGAGGCAGAGUCCUUCAUGGGGUACCUCUCCAGUGUUGCCAUGUGGGAUUAUAUUCUCCAAGUGACAGAGAUUUGGAACUUAACAAUGCUGUGUGAGAUGUCUUCCAGAGCUGGAAACAUCUUCAUGUGGACAGAUUUCUUGACUGGAAUUCAUGGAGAUCUGAGAAUAGAAAAUUCUUCGUUCUGUUCAGACUGUGUUGUUCCAACAGCUCCUUUCCAUGGAACUGUGUCUGUAUCGAGUGCAGGCAGUGUUGCCGUAUAUUCCUGCAACCUAGGAUUUUCUCUGUGGUGGGGGAAUAUAGAACUCACAACAAUAGAAAGGAAGUGCCUGAAGCAAGGAGAAUGGGAUGGCCCAACUCCAUUCUGCAUACGAAGAAGUUGUGGCUUCCCAGGAUACUUCACUCGGGGUGUGAUACGUGGACGAUCGUACCGUUACACCGACACCAUUCAUUAUUAUUGUAAUCGUGGUUACAAACAGAUUGGUACUCCAGUCCGAGUGUGUAUGGCCAAUGGUAAAUGGAGUGGGGAGGUUCCAAUAUGUGAAGGUAAGACGUGUGAGAUUAUUAAACCUCCAGCCAAUGGGAGUGUUAGAUCUCUCUUGCUUGAGUCCAGUGAUGGCCAAUGGAACUACAGCACAACACUGCAGUAUGGGCACCAGGUAGAAGUGGAAUGUGAUGUGGGCUUCCAGUUAGAGGGAGCCAGCAUACUGAUGUGCCUUGAAGAUGGACAGUGGGAUGACGCUGUCCCUGUCUGUCGUGUCUCAGGCUGCAAGAACCCUCCGCUGAUAUCUCAUGGGUCUAUCAGGAAUUUUCAUACAAAUAUAUCGGCAGUAAAUUUCACUACAAAUUAUUAUAAUAGUAAAGAAUUUUCAGUAUCAGUUGACAGAAACAGAGGAGAUCGGUAUGACGCUGAAGCGGUGGUGUAUGACUUCGGGAAGCAAUUAACUUAUGAAUGUGAGACUGGGCAUGUUUUCCGUCAUGACACAGAAAACUCAGAGCUGCACAUUACCUGUGAUGAAAAUGGUGUUUGGAACGGCCAAGUUACUGACUGCGUUAUUGUUGAAUGUCCGACACCUUUGGCGUUAGAUCAUGGUAGGGUUUCAUUAAAGACAAAUUACAGUGAUACUGCAAAUGAGAGAAGACAAAAUGCAUCAAUUUUAUCAAGUGAUGGAAGUCUUUAUGUGUAUGGCACUGAGAUUGAAGUAAGUUGUGAGCUGGGGUACAGACUUGUUGGUCCCGGUAUUCGUGAGUGUUUGAAAAAUGGUAAAUGGUCUUCGUCAGAGCCACACUGCGAACGGGUGACGUGCGAUCUAUCGACGCUCGGUCUGCAUUCCGAUCCUCCCACUCGUGUCACAGAAAAUGGUGAAUUUAAUGUUAGUGGUGAUUUUUAUGAUGCCUUAGCAGAUUUUAUAUGCAAACCUGGCUUCAGACUAACUUUUCCCAUGUUCAAUUCAUCGUGGUCGCUGACGAAACUUACUUGGACUUGUCAGCUAAGUGGUUCCUGGGUGUUGUUCAACAAUACUUAUGCUGGAAGUGAGUUGAUUGAUGCUAUUCUGAAGAGAGGUCAGGCUCUGUGUAAGCCUUUUCAGUACAAAUGUCCUCAACCCAAGGAUCCUGAUAAUGGGUACAUCCUUAAGGAUGAAUCAUCUGAAAUUUUUACAGUAGGUAGUGCUGUAAAAUUCAAAUGUCGAUUGGGUUACAUCCUUCAUGGUUCAGAUAUUUCCACUUGCGAAGAAGAUGGACAGUGGAGUCAUGAUAACACAACGUGUGCUCCUGUGCAGUGUCAGACUCCUCCUACUCCACAUCAUACAGAGUUAGACAAUAUUGCCAAGGAAUAUCUGUAUGGUAACAUGUUGUACUAUCGUUGUAAGGAAGGCUACAAAGCAUUUGGUGUUAUGACAUCUCGUUGCCUUGCCACUGGCAAGUGGGCCCGGGUUCGAGGAAAAUGCACGCGUGUUUCAUGUGGCAAACCACCUGUUCAAAAUGGUGCAACAAUUCUUGGAGAUUCUUACCUUUAUCAGGACCAUGUGGUUUACGGUUGUCCACCUGGAAUGAAAGUGAGCUCUCAUCCUGUCAUCACGUGUCUAAGUGAUGGAACGUGGAGUGGAAAUCCAACCUGUCAGGAAACUUGAGUAAGGCGUUAUAAGGCGGUUCCUUUCCACUCAGUAACUGCAUCUGUGCUCUAUCUUACAUUGACUGAUACUUGAACACAGGGAUAAAUUAAACACAUCUCUAAUAUGCCACAGAUUUAAAGGAAAGCUCGUCUGUCUGAUGCCAUAUAUUUCAAUCAGUCUUUUCCUCAUUUUUGUAGAAAGAAAUAGGUUAGUGAGAUCGCUGUACUGUCUCUGUUUUCCAGUUUCAACUGUUAAACGAGUCAACUGAUGUACACAAAAUGUUAACGUAUGUUUUGAUUUCCUAUAAUCAAUAUUAAAAUCAUGGUUAAUUCACAGAUGUAUGUAUGCGUUAUGGUUUAUCAUCAUCAGCAUUACUAUUAGGCUUUGGACCAGUGAUCGCUUAAAUUUUUAAAAUAUAUUUUUAAGUCACCAAA